Messenger RNA from Pichia membranifaciens NRRL Y-2026, 560 nucleotides. RefSeq lists its product as hypothetical. The transcript has a single exon. Bases 153 to 332 code for a protein of 59 amino acids. The record is from RefSeq and is a predicted model, not a curated record. NCBI's taxonomy places the organism in Eukaryota, Fungi, Ascomycota, Pichiomycetes, Pichiales, Pichiaceae.
CAACCGUUAGAAUAAUACCGCCCACUUUAGCCUGGAAGCACAGAAGGUAAACUUAAUCGAAACAAUAUAUCUAGCCUGUACGGCAUAAGCACGGCGCUGAAACAAAAGCACUACCUACAGUGACGCAGCGCAGAUCUACAAGCUGCAUGAAGAUGCAUGCGAAGCUCGGAGGGGGACGCAGCUCAGCUUUACCGAUAUGGUGCCGACACAGGAGCGGUAGAGCGCUGCGUGUUUUAUCGCGUCCGCCAUACGCGACAAGGCAACCAGGAACGUCGGAGGGGGACGUAGCUGCUGGAGACGAAGGCCUCAAGGGUUGGUGCCACUCUGGGUGAGACUCGUAGAGUGUACGAUGAAUUAUAUGGGUGAUGCCAUAAUUCUGUAGGUUUGCUGUGGUUGAGGGAGAUCGUUUGUCUUCAUUGGACGCUAUGUAUUAUGCAUUUAUCAAUUGACUGUUUCGGUUGGACAUUUUUCUGUUGACCCGGUUUUUCGUUUCUUAUUUUCCUUUUUAUUGUUGUUAUGCGGACAACAGAUCAUAUUGCAUUGGAGCGAGAGAAUUGGGG